Messenger RNA from Bombus impatiens (common eastern bumble bee), 585 nucleotides. RefSeq lists its product as uncharacterized. Bases 1 to 585 code for a protein of 194 amino acids. The transcript is spliced from 2 exons. The record is from RefSeq and is a predicted model, not a curated record. Lineage: Eukaryota; Metazoa; Arthropoda; Insecta; Hymenoptera; Apidae.
AUGUCGGAUCAAUUAGGAAGUGCGAAAUAUUUUUUCACGUUUGACUUGGCAUCAGGCUUCCGACAGAUCCGAAUGGCCCAGGAGGAUGCCCACAAAACGGCAUUUUCAAUACCAUAUGGGCAGUUUCAAUUCAAAAGAAUGUCCCUUGGAUUAAAAAACGCCCCAACAACGUUUCAACCCUUGAUGAACUCAGUGCUAUCAGAAUUGCAAGGAGUAGAACUAUUCAUCCGUCUGGACGACAUAAAUCGAGAAGAUACAUUCAACAAUUUUAAAACAAGCGCUCCAAUAGAUAAAGGAGCCUUGGAGAUGAAGAAAAUAGGAAGGCUACCGCAUUACGAAAGACUCAUGUUGGAAAGAGCAAGUUUGAAUCAAGACUCCGAAAAAUACAUCGUAUCCCUAUUGGUAAAGGAAGACCGAAAUAUUCCUAUAAGGCCAGAAAAUUUACUAAACUCGUUGAGAUAUCUACUGGACGUAGUAAAUGAAAAACAAUUAACGUCCUUUAGCAAUAGUAAAGGAAAUUCGGAAGAGAUACUUUGCGACACACAAUCAAGAAAUGGAAGGAAGUAUUUAUGGAAAAAUCCAUAA